Hibiscus syriacus is the source of this 2994-nucleotide messenger RNA. RefSeq lists its product as uncharacterized. Bases 1 to 2994 code for a protein of 997 amino acids. The record is from RefSeq and is a predicted model, not a curated record. Lineage: Eukaryota; Viridiplantae; Streptophyta; Magnoliopsida; Malvales; Malvaceae. The transcript has 8 exons.
AUGCCUCCAAGCUACAAAUUCUGCAAUGUGUUUGGUCAUAGUGUUAAAGGGUGUAAGCAUAAUCCUAAUUCUCAAGCUUCAACAAUGGCCUGGAGGAAAAAAGAUACUGUCACUCCAGCCACCACGGUUCUAGAAGUUGUUCAUCCUGAAGGAAAUCAAAUUUUAAAAGCUGAUGGUUCGAAUGUUUCUUUGAUCCAAUCAUUAGAGGAUAAUGUUACAGGAAACCAAAUUUUCAUAGGGGCGCAACAUUUAGUAAGUGAUUCUGAUAUCUCGGGUGAUUCCAUUAAACCAGAUUCCCCCACUGUCAUCAUUCAAGGAGCUUAUUCUGAUCUUAAUGUUAAUGCUGAAGAAAACCCGAAACUAACAGAUCAUCCAGGCAGUUCUGCUGAUUUCAUUCUGGAAUUGAAUGGUAGAAUUUGGUUUCUGUGGAGGAAUGGACUGGAUUUCUCCUUAUGCAAUGAAACAUAUCAGAGUAUCACUGUCAAAGAUCGGUUUAAAAAUGUUUCUUUCAUCAUCACCGCAAUUUAUGUUAGUAAUAACAGUAUUACUAGAAGACAACUUUGGCAAGAACUCCGACAUCUCGAUUCAAAUUUCAGUGAUAUACCUUGGCUCUUGGGAGGGGAUUUUAAUGACUUACAGUUACAUGAUCACCCUUACUUUGGUCCUACUUUCUCUUGGAGAAACAAACAAAGUGAAAAUUACAUUGCUCGAAAGCUUGACAGAGUUCUCACCAAUCCCAUUUGGUUCGAAUCUUUUCCUCACUCUUCUGUGGAAUUCUUAGCUCUUGGUCCUUCUGAUCAUUCUCAAGGCAAUCCUAUGAAGUCUUUAUUCUUAAAGCUUAAGCGUCUCAAAGUUAGCCUUAAACAGCUCAAUAAAGACUACUUCAGUGACAUCACAGCCCGAAGAGAGCUCAACUCUUUACAAGAAGUUGAGGCCAUGUUCUUAAAACAAAAAGCUAAAUUGCAUUGGCUUAAGGAGGGUGACAAAUGUACAAAGUUCUUUCACUCGAUCAUUGCUACUAAGAAUAAGAGACAGACUAUAAGGGUUCUUGUCAACAAUCGGGGGGAAAAACUAGAAUCUUUUGAUGAUACGUCUUUGGAGAUAUUAGAAUAUUUCAAAACUCUAUUAGGCUCCAAGGACCCUAAUGUUAUAGAAUACCCUCAUACACUUCUUAAAGAUCUGAUACAGCCUAUUCCUUCUUUUGAAGAAUCCGAAACUCUUAUCAAGGAAGUUACUAGUGAUGAGAUCAGAGAAGUUAUUUUUAGUCAAGGAAAUGAAAAAGCCCCCAGUCCCGACGGAUUUACUGCUCUCUUUUUCAAGAAAGCUUGGCCAGUGGUUGGUAAUGAUUUUAUUAAGGCUAUUAAGUAUUUCUUUCAAGAAUCUUAUAUCUACCCAGCCUUUAACGCAACCGUUAUUGCUUUGAUUCCAAAAAAGCCGAAUCCUAGCAAAGUUUCUGACUUCCGCCCAAUUUCAUGUUGUUCUGAAAUUGUUAAAGGAUAUGGGAGGAAGAACAUUUCGCCUAGAUGUGCACUUAAAAUUGAUCUUCAAAAGGCUUUCGACUCCAUCAAUUGGGACUUCAUUCAGGCUGUUCUUAAAGCUUUGGAUUUACCUCCUUUAGUCAUUGCAUGGAUUGUAUCUUGUUAUACAGAUGCUAUAUAUUCUAUUUCUCUCAAUGGAAGAUUGGUUGGAUAUUUCAAGGGAGCCAAGGGAAUCAGACAAGGAGACCCUCUAUCCCCUACGUUGUUCAUUCUGGUAAUGAAUGUCCAUUCUAAUAUUCUCAAUAAUGCUGCUAUCAGAUGGAUUUUUGCCUUUCAUCCUAAAUGCAAAAAAAUUAGACUUACUCACUUGUCAUUUGCUGAUGAUUUAUUAAUCUUUUGCAAAGGAAAUCUUGAGUUUAUUAUGGGUGUCAUUACUGUGUUGGACUGUUUCUAUGAGUACUCAGGGUUGAAGCUUAAUGUAAGCAAAUGCAAGAUUUUCACUGCUGGUAUUUCUGCUUAUAACCUUGAUUCUAUCAUCAACUAUUCUGGUUUUAAACAUGGCAGACUGCCUGUACGUUACCUGGGUGUUCUGCUUGUCACAAGAAAGCUAACUGACAAAGAUUGUCAAGCACUUCUUCAGAAUAUCAAGAGCAGACUUCAUCAAUGGUCUACGAAGAAAAUGAGCUAUGCAGGUAGCUUAUAUUACCUCAGUCCAUUAUCAAGAAGAUUGAACAAUUAUGCUCUAGAUUUUUCUGGAAAGGCUCGAACAUUCCUUCAUCUGGUGCAAGGGAAACUACUCGCGGGGGAAGGCUCUCUAUGGGUUGCGUGGAUCCAUAACUAUAUUAUUAAGCAACAAGAUUUCUUCACCAUGGAUGAAUACCCGAGUGCUACUUGGUCCUUCAGGCGAAUGCAGAAACUUAGAAGUGUUGCUCAAUCACUUCUGAUCACAACAACAAAAAGUACAAAAGAAAUAUGGGAAGUGAUCCGUCAUAAAGAUACUAAAGUCCAUUGGCAUAAAUUGAUUUGGUACCCUCUCCAUGUCCCGAAGUAUAACAUUAUUUCCUGGAUGGUAAUUUUGAAUUGCCUAUCAACGAGGGACAGACUGCAAAGAUUCAGGCUCGUUACCAGUGAUCUCUGUAUUUUCUGCUCGGAUACAAAGAAAACUAGAGACCAUCUAUUUACUGAGCACUCGAAGACUACUUUUAUUUGGAGAUCAAUCCUCCAACUGUCCGAUUUGAACACGCAUUUCUCAACAUGGAACAACCUGCUGGACUGGGCGAUCGCAUCAUGGAAAGGUAAAUCUUGGAUUUCUAGUAUUUUGAAGCUCUCAUGGUGCUCCUUCAAUUACACCAUUUGGGAAGAAAGGAAUAGAAGGAUUUUUAGAGGAAGUUGCAGAACUGAAGAAGGAAUUGUCAAUGCUAUUAAGGAUAUAGUUGGAUCCAUUCUAAGUAAUAGGGAUAUUAAUAGAAGAGAUAGCAGAAAUUUAGCUCUUUGUACUCAUUGGGGUAUAGACUAG